Alosa alosa (allis shad) is the source of this 2030-nucleotide messenger RNA. It is a transcript of the gene mpv17l, whose product is annotated as MPV17 mitochondrial membrane protein like. The record is from RefSeq and is a predicted model, not a curated record. Lineage: Eukaryota; Metazoa; Chordata; Actinopteri; Clupeiformes; Clupeidae. The transcript has 5 exons. Gene Ontology annotation, cellular component: cytoplasm; membrane. The coding region runs from base 201 to 797 and encodes 198 amino acids.
CGCAGGAUUUGUUACGCACCUGCUAUCGCUUCGGGAAAAUGCCGGUGCUAGAGGAUGACUGAUGGCAGAAAUAUAGCCUAGUGCAGUGGGCCAAGGACUAGGCUAACCUAUGAACCUGUCCUUGCGCAGCCUACCUUGACAGUGGAUAACGGACUUACCUGUCUCAACGAAUAUUUCUGUCGACUUAAAUAGUUUCUACCAUGAGGAAGGUUUUUUUUAAACGAGCGAAGUGCUUUCCCUGGAUUGCGAAUGUCACUUUAUAUGGAUGUUUAUUCGCUGGUGGGGAUUUCGUACACCAGUGUAUUGCACACAGAGAUGAAAUAGACUGGAAACAUACAAGAAAUGUCGCAAUUGUAGCUUUCAGUUUCCAUGGUAACUUCAAUUACUUCUGGUUGCGUGCGCUGGAGCAUCGAUUCCCGGGAAAGUCUGCUGGCAUGAUUCUUCGCAAACUGCUCCUGGACCAAAGUUUUGCAUCACCACUUGCAACGAGUGUGUUCUACACUGGGGUAAGCUUCUUAGAGGGCAAAGAUGACAUUUUCGAGGACUGGAGGGAGAAAUUCUUCAAUACGUAUAAGACUGGACUGAUGUAUUGGCCAUUCAUGCAGUUCCUGAACUUUGUGUUGAUGCCGCUGUACCUGCGCACUGCAUUCAUGGGAUGUUCUGCUUUUGCCUGGGCCACCUUCCUCUGCUUCUCACAACAGAGCGGCGACGGCACGGCAACCGUUGCCUUGGCAUUUCUCAUGUCUCCCAAAAAGAGACUUCGGGCCCAGGCACGCAAGUCAGAUGAGGAGGAGUGAUCUAUCCCCCAAGGCACAUCAAGAAACACUUCAGCUUGUGCCUUCACUCAAAGACUCUGAUCUGAUCUGAUCUGAUGUACCUUUUGUCAGUAUUGUCCCCUAACUAAGGGUCACCAGUCAUUCACCUGUCAAACAUUAUUUUGUAUUCACUGUUAUUUUUUGAAUGCCAUUAGUCAUUAAUCAUUGUACCUGUUGAAACUGUCUACACGGCAUUUAUGAAGUAAAGUUUAUCAAUAUUCCAAUGUUUCCAUGUUCCAAAUACUUGAAAUGUACCUGUACCCAAAUGCAACGUGUUGCCAUUGACCCAAAUACCUUACCCACAUGAAAGAAGCUUGUGAACAGUCUGCAGUGUUUUAUCCACCAUUUUUCUCUCCCUAUGAAAAUCAUUAUCUUUGUUGGGGCAUUAUACUAUUCAGCUCUUUAUUGUAGCACAUACUUUGUGGUGUUUUGUGAUAUUUGUUGAUCUAAUGAAACAGCAGUUUAUGUGACCACAACACCUGCUUUUUUACCUCACUAACCAGACCAGCAGAACUUCCUUACUUUACGCACAGAGGCCUGAGUCCUCAGUUAUUUUAUCAGUGUUCCAAUGGAAUGUAUUUCUGGAUUAAAAGUGAAUGACCUCUGUUUAGGCUAUACAGUACGGAAUCUGGAUGCUCCUACACCUCUUUCACCAAGAUGCAGAGUGUAGACCACAGCUUUUGUGAUGGCGGUCAAGUGUGGCUGGCAAUGAAGGUCAACUUAAGGUCUUCAGAUGGUGCUGAGUAUUUGAAUAAUCAUUAGCAUUUUACCUUUGAUUAUGUGUUAUAUCUAUUGUGUGAUUAGAUUAGUAUAGAAUUAUGAGGGUCAGAAAACAGAAAUUGUAUAUGAUCUUACAGUAAGGACACUAGAUGGCACAGAUAGCAAACCAGCUUACCAUUCACUCCGAUCAUUCCUGUGGAUUACCUGAAUGACACGUUGGCUUAUCUCGGAUGGGCCAAAUUGUCUGGUGUGCUUUGGCUGUUCUCCACAGCUGACAUUUGACUGAGGGGAAAAAACCAUAAGCUUUUUUCAAAUUUUGAUGCAGUUCCUUUUGUUUGUUGUUGCAAAACAACUACUGCAGAAGCAGUGCAAAUGCAUAGAUGCAACAAUUUGCCUUUUUGUUUUCCAAAUUGUUUUUGUGGAUUGAUAUGUAGUGGUCAUGGACCAGAAGAAUAGAAUGAAACAUCAGUUGUCUUUGCUGUGUUAUAGAAAUGU